This is a messenger RNA of Passer domesticus (house sparrow), 9199 nucleotides long. RefSeq names its product leucine rich repeats and calponin homology domain containing 2 (gene LRCH2). Bases 58 to 2373 code for a protein of 771 amino acids. NCBI's taxonomy places the organism in Eukaryota, Metazoa, Chordata, Aves, Passeriformes, Passeridae. The transcript has 22 exons. Gene Ontology annotation, molecular function: protein binding. The record is from RefSeq and is a predicted model, not a curated record.
GGGCCCCGCGGCGCCUGCGCAGCGGCCCCGGCCGUUGUUGUGGAGGGGCCGGUCAAGAUGGCGGCCGGGCAGGGGGGCGGCGGCGGCAACAACGGCAGCGGCAGCGGGACGGCGGCCGGGAGCGGAGCGGCGGGGCUCGGCAUCCCCGCGCACCUGACUCUCUCCUUCUCGUCCGGGCCGCACUGGGGCGCGGCAGCUCUGCCGCAGUCGCACACGGUGCGCAGCCUGGAGCGGGCCCUGGAGGAGGCGGGCAGCUCGGGCAUCCUGUGCCUGAGCGGGAGGAAGCUGCGCGACUUCCCCGGCAGCGGCUGCGACCUGAGCGACACGACGCAAGCAGAUCUUUCAAAGAACAGAUUUACUGAAAUUCCUCCUGAUGUCUGGCUGUUUGCACCACUGGAAACUUUAAAUUUGUAUCACAACUGCAUCAAAUCUAUUCCAGAAUCUAUUAAAAACCUGCAAAUGCUUACCUACCUUAACAUUAGUCGGAAUCUUUUGUCAACAUUGCCAAAAUACCUGUUUGAUCUUCCACUGAAAGUUCUGGUUGUCAGCAAUAACAAACUGGUCUCCAUUCCAGAAGAAAUUGGAAAAUUGAGAGAUCUAAUGGAGUUGGAUAUUAGCUGUAAUGAACUCCAAGUUCUUCCCCAGCAAAUAGGAAAAUUGCAGUCACUUAGAGAAUUGAACAUAAGAAGAAAUAAUCUCCAUAUGUUGCCAGAUGAAUUAGGAGACCUUCCCUUGGUAAAGCUGGAUUUUUCUUGUAAUAAAAUUACAGAAAUUCCCAUUUGUUACAGAAAGUUACGUCACUUACAAGUUAUAGUUUUGGAUAACAAUCCAAUGCAGAUACCACCAGCACAGAUAUGUUUAAAAGGCAAAGUACAUAUAUUUAAAUUCCUCAGUAUUCAGGCGUGCCUCAGAAUAGAUAAAAAACCAGAUUCCUUAGAUCUUCCAUCAUUAGGCAAACGAGUCCCCUCCCAGCCACUCACAGACAGCAUGGAAGACUUUUAUCCCAAUAAAAACCAUGGACCAGACUCUGGCAUUGGAAGUGAUAAUGGGGAUAAAAGGUUGUCCACUACAGAACCAUCUGAUGAUGAUACAAUCAGCCUUCACUCCCAGGUGUCAGAAUCAACAAGGGAACAGACAUUAAGGAAUGACAAUCACAUCAUGGGAAGUAAACUCGAUCCACAGAAAGACCAAGAGGCAUUUGACUACAUUGAUCCCAACGCUGAGGAGGGAGCUCUUCCUGAGCAGGGAGAUGCACAGAUUGGCCCCCUGCUCUCCUAUGUCAAGGAACGGGGAAAGCAUCCUGAGAAAUCCCAGAAAACUGAACAAAAUGAGGACUGGGGGGAUGAAAAAAGACUUCAGAAAGAACAGCUGCUGGCUGAAGAUGAUGAUGAACUCAAAGAAGUGACUGACUUGAGAAAAAUUGCAGCUCAGUUGUUGCAGCAAGAACAAAAACACAGACGAAGGCCACUAAGCUAUAGAACUUCAUUCAGUGAAAAGCUCUUCCAGAGGACCAGGGCGGCAGGACGUGCAUCAAGGCUUCUUAAUCAUUCAGUUUCAGUAAACACAAGGAACAGGCCAAAGCAGCCAAUGGAAUCUGAAAAAUGUGUUUCAACAAAUGAAGUGAAUUCCUCAGUGUCCCCAUACAGCUGGCAGCCACUGGAAAACCAGAAGGAUUCAGUGGAUGAGCAGCACUGGCCAGAAACACAGCCAGUAAUCUGGCAGAAUGAAGAAAGGAGGAGAAGUAAACAAAUCAGAAAAGAGUAUUUCAAGUAUAAGUCUUCCAGAAAGAGUUCAAGUGGAAAUGAAAAUGAUGAGCAAGACAGUGAUAAUACUAAUGUGUCUCCACAGUCUCCUGUGUCGUCUGAGGAUUGUGAAAGGACAGAUAGUAACACUCAUGGUCCAUUUGGUCUCAAACCAAGGUCAGCUUUCAGCCGUGCCUCACGCCAGGACUAUGGUGCAGUGGAUCCUGGGUUCACUAUGAGGAGGAAAAUGGAACAUUUAAGGGAGGAGAGGGAACAAAUCAGACAGCUUCGCAGUAAUCUUGAAUCCAGGUUGAAGGUAAUUUUGCCAGAUGACAUUGGAGCAGCGUUGAUGGAUGGGGUGGUUCUUUGCCAUUUAGCCAAUCACAUAAGGCCACGUUCUGUUGCCAGCAUUCACGUCCCAUCGCCAGCAGUGCCUAAACUCAGCAUGGCAAAGUGCCGAAGAAAUGUUGAAAACUUUCUUGAUGCUUGUAAGAAAUUGGGCGUUCCACAGGAGAGACUUUGCUUGCCUCAUCACAUUCUGGAGGAAAGGGGUCUGGUGAAGGUUGGCCUCACAGUUCAAGCCCUGCUUGAGUUGCCUGCGUUGAAAGUAUCUCACCUUUCUUCCAUGUGACAUGACUUCUUGGCAGCUAGACAGCUUCCCAUUGCUCUGUUAUGGAUUGCUCUGAGGCAUUUCAGUCUCCUACACAGGAACACCCAAGCCAUCAAAAACUAAAACCUGUCCAGAUGCUGUAGAGAGCCUUACUUUGGAGCUGUGUGUGAAAACCUUGGAGUCAGUUCACAGUUAAAAGAACAUAACUAUUCUUUUUUUUCUUUUGUAAUCGGAUGUACUAAGAGAAUCUGGUAGCAUCAGGUUCUCUUUCCAGUUAAGUUAAAAGCUGCCAUUUAACAUCUCAGUGUUAGAGUUAAAUGCUGGAUUUCUUUUUUUACAUUGAAAAUGUUGUUUGAGUUACUUUUGAAAGUACAAAGCACACCCCCCGUCACUUUAAAUUUUGAGUCAAUCAUUUGAUUUAAAGAUGAGUCAAAAAUGUAGCGAUGGUAUGAUGGUAAAAAUGUGAGCAACUGAUCACUUGUAAUCCCCUUUCACUCUCUGAAAGCUUAAUAUUUGCGUUCUUUGUUUUUUGCACUCCUGAUUGUAACUUACGCACUUCUAACAUUGCCAGUAUUGAGUGUGAGUGUCUGGUGAUUACACAGAACAGGAUACAGUGAGAAAAGGACACAGUUUAUUGAGUUUUUCCAGUCUUCUAGGUUGGUGCCAAAUAUUUUUUUUCAGUUGUACUGUAGAUUGUUUACCUGUGAAGUGCCUGUGUAAUUGAUAACUCUUAAUAGUCUUAAACAUUUUUGAAGUUUCUUUGUUUAAAAUAGAUAAAAUGGAAAUUUUUUAAUAUUUUAAUAGUUUUUUUGUAAAAUCAGUAUGUGAAGAUUUAAGUAAUACUUCACAUUUUUGAUGUUGGGUGUUUUAAGUUUGUUGCACAAUUUAAUUGUUGUCUAAUAAUUAGAAAAUACUGUAAAUACUUUUUAUUUAUGCUAUUUAAUUUGAUAAUACCUAAUUACUUUUGAUUUAUUGUAUUGUUGGACAAAAAUUGUCUACUUUUUUUUCUUUGGGACAAACAAAUACACAUGAUGAAUAAGACAUGAGGACUAGUGCAUACAGAGUAAUUUAGGACAUUUUGAUAAAACUGCCAAAAUCUCAGGUUUACGCUGUGAUGUUCAGGAUUUUGUGUAAUAUUGCUCCUGAUCUCACAUGACAUUUUUACAACAGGUAUAUCCAUAAUUUAGCUGGGAAGUAUCAGUGUUUAUCUUUUUAGUGUUUGCAGGGUUUAAUGUGUAAUUUACAUGAGUGUUGCAUUAGCACACAGGUCAGUUUCUACAAAUGUCACUGUGCUGAGACAUUGGAUCGAUGGAUAAAUGUGAAAACGAAACAUUUCCAUUGUGGUGUUCUUUUGAAACUUCUGAGUUGAUGUAUUUGUUUGCUUCUGAACAAAUUCUUGGUGUGUUGAAUCAUACACAGUUGAGUUCUUCUCCAAACAACUUGCAAAUAAUUUCAUCAUUUUGGUAGUACAUCUGUUAGUAUUAGUUUGUUAUUCAUGAAUAGGUAGCUCAAUUAAAGAAAAAUGUUUUGACUGCCACAGAAUUUCUAUUUCAGGCUAAGUUAUUUUCAGUUGAGGGAUAUGUUUGCCAGGCAUGUGACAAGAUUUGAUUCUGUUCUUUCCAAUUGACCAAGACCCUGUGUAAGAUAAUUCAUAAAAGAAUGGGGAAGGAGUAUUGUCUAUUGUACUGUAGUCUUAUAGGCAAUAGCUGACAGGAAAAAUAACCUUUUUCUGGUAAGUUUAAAAAUACCACUUAUUUUUAAAUCCAUUGAAACAAGUUUGUGUACAUGUAAUAGCUAAAAUCCACUAUUGUUCAUAUAGUGUUGUCUUAAAACACAGCUUAUGGAGAGGCUGGUGUAUAAAUUACUUUGAAAAGUCAUAGAUAUAAAUCUUAGGUUAGAUAAAUACAUGUUUAAGGAAACUGGAUUGCUUUGACAUUUGAAAUAUUGUAUUUCAAAUCUAUCUCUAAUUGGUUUUUGUAUCUCUUCUAAUGGUUAUUUUAACAACUUCAGUCUCUAUUUUCAUUAAUGGCACUAUCUGAAAAGUCAUGUAAAAACUAAAGAAAAACUUAAAAUUCACUAAGCAAAAUGUUUGCCUGCUACACCUAAAAAACCCAGCUACUCAAAAAGAAUAAGUCCUUGUCUUUGAUUUCCCUGUUGUUGCUACUGCCAGAGCAAAGUUCUAGUUCAGUGUUAGCCAUGGAAGUGCUAACUACAAAUUAUCACUUUGUUAUCUGAAAAGUGAUCUCCACUAUUUCCUUGCCAUAUUUUAAAACAUUUUCUGUGCUUAAGGUAACAUUUUUCCUUCUUGAACUAGUUUUAUUAAGUUACAUCACAGUGUAAAGAUUAAGAAUUCCCUUGAUGUAGCAUGGCAGCUGCUGACUACUAAGGGGUUUUUCAAACUCCUUAGUAAGUUGAAAACUGGAUAUGAAACUUAUGUACUCAUUUUAAACUGAAAUCUACUAAAACAAAUUGUUUUUGGUUUUUUUUUUCAUACGCUGCAGUUCUUCCCCACAGACUUGCCACCAACAGUCUUGCUUUGCCAUUCCUUGGAAAUUAUUAUGGCUGCCUUCUUGCUUAUGGAGGAGGAUAAUUAUGAUUUUUCCAAGGCUUCUCUUUUACCAUGCAAAGAUUAAAGCCUUCAAGUACCCUUAGGAGCAGUCUGAGAAAAGAUCCUCUGUGGAUGAAACUUUUUCUCAUCUCUCACUGCUUUUACUACUACUACUAAUAAUAAUCUAAAGCCUUGCUAACAUUGGCUUGUACCCAUUGUGAUUUCUUUAACAGCAAUUCCAAAAAUGAUGCUAAAAAGACUUGAAUUUGAAGUUUAUUUCCGGGUACCCUGUGGAGAUAGUUGUGUCAUUCCUGUACAAGAACUUGCAUAUACUCCUUUCCCCUUUCCUUUUGAUUCCCAGCAUCUUACUUAUUUUUGUUCAUUCUCAGAUCUAGUGCAUGCAGGUUGUUGGUCACUCUGGGCCACUUCCCUUCUUCCUCUUGAAUUUGUUUAAGAAAUUGUUCCAGUGGCACUGGUAAACCACUGUGAUUCCAGAAUCCUUGUUCCAAACAUUUCCAGUGUUUGAGAUACCCAUUUUCAGUUUUGUUUAGGAUAUGAUGCCAUUAUUUAAUACUUGAUACAGCUGAUAGGGUAGGUAAAAACAGAGGCCUGCUCAGUUCCUGUUGCACUCUUUUUUCACUUACAACGUGAAAAGUCAUCAUUAAAAGCUUUAGGAAGGUGCAUUAAGUUUUCCUAAUAAACUUUGCAAUAAUGUGGCAUGAACUGUAAAUUACAGAGUGGAUCAGCAUAGUGACAGGGCUUCUGGCCUUGUGUAUUUUUUCUGUGUUUUAUGUCACUGCAUGCAGUAUGUCACAUGUGACUGAUCUUUCACUUGAGCAAUAAUGUCCCAGAUAUGGUGAGGUCUUAAAGCAGUGACAAUAAAAUAAUUGUUGUGAAGUGUGAUGUCUUCCCAGAGAGUAUCUCAGAAAUGCUUUUCAUCUGUUCUCCAGCACUGCUAAUCCACUGUGCUCAGUGGGGCACUGCUGGGGAUGCAGAAACCAUCCAGACCCCUGAUCUGGAGUUAAGAUUCCAAAAUCUAACCAAGAACUAUGAACAUAAAAUAGGGAAGAAUGGAUUUGAAAAAAUAAACAAAUUUAAAUGAAUAAUAAUUUUUUUUUUUUAAUUCUAGGCUUUACUGAAGUCAAGGCAGGUUUUACCCUUGACUUCAGUAGAUUCUCACCUUUUUAAUUUGUGGAACACCUGAGCUGGAGACCAUAGCACACAUGGCUUAAACUUCUUUGGCACUAGCAAACUUUAGUGUCAGUUUCUUGACUAAAAUAGUGAUCUCUGGUAAGUCAAAUGAAGUUGUAAAAUAUUACAUGGAUUCAUUUAAUAAAAAACUUCUGAUAAGCCAAACAGUAUUUACACGGUAGGAAAAAUUACAUUGAAGUGAGGUGGGAAGGUGUUGUUACCUCAGUAAAAUUGUAGGUGAGGACAACCAUUAGGUUUUUACUGCACUAAAAACUUCAUUUGAAAUACUGUAUCGUUUAGUGACAGUCUCAUCAGAUUUUGACAUAAAUCUGUAGCUAAAUCCAAACAAAAACGAAGAUAUUUAUUUUCACUAAAAUGGAACUUUCAUAUGUCAUGUUGGUACUGAAGAGAAGGACAAAGGUCUGGCACUUCUUCUCUCUGCUGAUUAUUCCUUAAGUGUUUAUUUGAAAGGCUAAUGCCACUCAUUUCAGCUGAAAGCAACCUGUGGGAGUUUUUAGCCCUUCUGCAGAUAGGAGAUGUGGUAAAUCAAAUGUCACUUUCCCUCACCAAAUCAAGCUAAUGUCUGUGUUUCUGUUAGAGAAUCUCUACUUGAAAAGCAAAAGUAAAUAAACACACCCCAACACACACAAUUUGGAAUUAAGACCAGCAAUGGGAAAGGCAAAGUAGAGUUGUCCAAGCAGAGAGUGCUCUGAAUUGAUUUCACAGUGAAUCACUUCAGGCUCAGUAAAGAGGGGGGAUGUGUUUUGUAGCCAAGGGAUGAGGACCCUGGAGUGUGUGGAGCUUUCAGCAGAGCUUAGAACAAGAGAUUUGCCAGCUUUGUGUUCCCAGAGCCUGUUGGGUUUAGACAGCUUUGUGCCAGUGCUGCAGCAAGCGUGGCUGAUGGUGCAGGGGGCACUGCCUGUGCCCAGCCCUGGGCAGGGGACCUGGCACGGGCCACUUGUGCUCCCCUGCCUUUGGGCCAGUGAGGCUGUGCAGGACAACAGCUGACAAAAACACCUCCUUGCUCUUAAAGAGAUGCUGCAACCUGAGCAAAACCACCUAGUGAUAAUUUGACAGUAAUCACUAAUAGAUAUUCAGGAAUAUUUAACUUUCCCCAGCAGUGGGUGAUGUAGUGAGGCAGAGGAUGCUUUUGCUGUGGGAAUUGCAGACCUUUUCUGACUGAAAAUGGCAUUGUGGCUCUGAACUGGUCAAUGUGGCCCUCAUGCUCUUCCAGAAGGGAAUGCAAGCAGUAUUGCUGAGUUUGUUCCAUAUGCCACACACUGGGUCAUGUGUCAUUCAUUUACAGACAGAGGGACAGGUGAAUUCUGUUCUUAAUGAUAUGCUAUGGUACAGGUUUGUUUUGGAAAAUAUGAAGAAAAAUUCUGCUGAUCUUCACUGCUUAGAGAAUAUAUGAUUAAUUGAAUUUUAGUUUAAACUUGUCACUGCACAGAAGCAGUUUUGGCUCCUGUGUUUGUUACAUAAUAAAAUGCCCUUUGCUUUGUCUUUCGCAUAGUACAAUUUUGCUAACAUACUAUCUUAAAAUUGUGGUUAUAUGAAGUGUUUGUUCCCUCAUUGGAUUUGACCAUUAUUUUUUCAGCAUGAGAGACAAAGGGCAGCAAAAUUUCUGCAAGCUGCUUGGUCACUUUUAGGUAAGGCACAGCAGUUGUCAUGAAACGACAUCUAAUCUAUCAUUUUUAGUUCAAAUUAUAUAUAGCCAAUUGCAUUUUCAAAAAAGAAUUUUUAGAGUGUUUUUUUACAUUUUUAGAAUCCUAAUCUUAAAACAAGCAAAAACCAAAAUGUUUUUCCAUGGCUACUCUAGUAUCUUAGGAAAUUCUAAAGGAAAAGGACGGCUCGGACUGACAGCAAUUAAAUUGUUUUGGAAAAACUUUGGUUUUGGCAGUGUUAAAUUUGCAGUUGAACUUGAUCCAUUUAAAGUCUCUUCCAACCUAAAUAAGUCUGUGAUUGUAAGGCUUCAGUAAGACCAGAAUUUCCCUCCAGAGUUUUGUAGCUCAGUUACUGCAUAAAGUCAGUCAUUUACAGUAAAUUCUUAGCACUAAGGAGGGUUUCCUCACUUCAUUCAAAGUUAAGUGAAAUAAGGCAAACAUAACUUUUUCCAUUAUAGUUUUAUGAAGGCAGAUUGUAAAAUAGAGAAUAUUUGGAAAGGCCACAAGGAUACCUUUUUGCUUUGUUUCAUUUAAAAAUGAGUCAACCAGUUAAAUAUUUCCAAAAUGACUAUAAUAUUUGUGUAGGGUUUGAUUGUGCCAUACCUGGCAUGGGAACUUGCAGUAGCUGUUUAGUAUUAAUUUGUAUUCUGAAGCUGUGCAGGACUGUGCUCCUCACGUGGAGCUGCUGAUGCAGUUGUGUUUGCUGAAGGGAUGUGAUACCUGAAGCAAAUUCCUGGCUGUAGCUGCUCUUGGCUGUGGCACCAGCAGCAAGGCAAGGCUGACAUUCCCAGGAGGAGCACACACAGGUGUAGGAAAGAGGGUGGGUUGGUGGAAUACAUUGGGAGUAAUGUGAAUACUUUUUACUAUUGUGGAAUGUCUAGAACAAUGAAAAUGUGAUUGCUUUACAACUAUCAUUCAGUUGGUAUUCGGUUAUUUUAUUUUGUAACUUGUGGUUAUAAAACUCAGAAGAUGCAAUGUAACCAGAUGGUCAACAUGUAAAUGUGUGCAGGAUGUGGCAAAAGUAGUUCUGAGGGCACAGCAGGAGAGUUAUCAUUAAAAAUAGAUGCUCAGAUUGUGUAUAUACUUGCAAAGUUUUUGAUAGUGCAUUUCAAUUGAUUUUGCAUUUCAUGUUCUUGUAAAGUGCAUCUUUCAUACUUUUGAAGAUUGUCUACUUGUACUAUACUGUAUUAAGCCUUUUUUCAGGAUUUCCAUUAUUGCUGGAGCUUCCAACAUGUUUCUUUUGAAAAAUGUUCUUACUGUUAUUUUGGUUUUGUAAAUAGUGUUUUGUAUUAAAUUUGCAUGGAUAAACCUCACAUUUCCAAAACCAGUGUACAUACGCUGUGUAUAAAAUACAAACUGUUUCAUAAUUUUCAUGUAGUCAAGUUAUUCAAUUUGAUUUCAUUUCAGUUUAUAUAUUUGUAGUAAAUAAUGAGAAUUUGUUGUA